Molecule: messenger RNA, 555 nt
Organism: Theileria equi strain WA
Lineage: Eukaryota; Apicomplexa; Aconoidasida; Piroplasmida; Theileriidae
Exons: 1
Coding region: 1-555 (184 amino acids)
Source: RefSeq, a predicted model, not a curated record
AUGGCGACAAGAAGAGGAGUAACGAUAGAUAUACGUCCAAAGGACAUUUACGAAAUAACGCACAAGCUUUUCAACCACAGUUUUGAGACUGAGUAUCUCUCGGAGCCAGACGGUAUCAGAAUUGGUCUCUAUGUGCAACUCUUUGAGGAUUACGGAAUGUACUAUUAUCACCUUCCUGAUACCACAAAGAGGCGUUCUCCGACAGGAGAUACAGGAAUGGAUGCCUACAGAAACGUAGAAAUCGCAAAGCUCGUAAAUGGAAGUCAAAUUGUAAAGUUACAUGAGAGGUUCCUUGAAAGAUGUACAGCUGUUUCUGCGUACAUUGGAAACUAUAGACCGGACCGUCCCCUUUUAAUUGGACUAUUUUACGACUUUGGCCACGAAAGGUACUUUGUAAAUCUAGGAAAUGGCAACUGGAAAGAGAACCCCUCUGUGAAUUCCACCAACGUAAACCAAGAAGUUGCCAGACUUGUCUUUAGCAUAAAUCCGAUUAGCAUCAUGAAGGGAAGAUGUAAUGGGAAUUUUAAGGAAAAGAAUGUGGAAUGUAAGUACUAG